AUGGACUCAUCUGGGGCCGGGCAACUAUCCCAAACCCAAAAAGCACCAGCCCUGAUGACUGGGGAUGGACAUAGACGGGAAAGACAUGCCACAGUGACGCCAUCAACUUUCAGCCUAUCAACUGCAUCAUUUAAUCUGGACGUGAUAACCAGCAGUGGAGAAGAUCUAUGCCGGUCAGGCAACAUCGAAGAAGACAUUGACCCAUUUGGUUGCUAUGGGAACUACACAUCAUCAAGUGGAGUCAUCAAAUUCCCUUUAAGCGAUGAAGAUGAUUAUCCCAAUAAUAUGAACUGUAUAUGGGUGAUUUCCGUCAGUCAAGGUUCUCGGAUACGAUUGACAUUUCCUCGUUUUGAUAUCGAGGGUGUCAAUAAAUGUAUGCCCAAUGAUGAAAACAAUUGUCGAUAUGACGAGUUGAAUAUUUAUGACGUAAUAUCCGAUACAGAACAAAAUAAAUUGCUACAUUGGUGUGGAAACGAGCCACCUCAUAAGGACAUAAUCUCAGAUGGCAAUAUGAUAAUAAUCAAUUUUCUCAGCGACGACUCUGUACGUAAAGCUGGUUUUCAUUUAAGCUAUGACGAAAUAAGUAUCGAUGCCAAAUGCCCAGAUUCGUUCGGACACUUGUUGCAGCCAUCCUAUCGAGAAGAACUCUGCUUCCAUGAUCAUGCGCUGUACAUUGAUACCAGUUUGCGCAUGCCCUGCAGCGGCACUGUGACUGGCUGGGAAACCUUCACGACAAACUUGAAUCUUGGGAGUCAGUUGUCAGUGGGUAUUUAUAGAAUGACCUCCGACCCCUGGAUCUUUACCGAAAUUGGGAUGAAUGAUAUAGCGGUAACUCUGCUAAUGCACAACGCCCAACAGGUCGUCCCGAUAGAACGGAGAAAACAAAUAGAAUUUCAAAAAAACGACUUUAUCGGAUUUGAAAUCAAAGGUCAAUCGUCCAUUGCUCAUACAUAUCACCACCAGUGCAUGACAGAUAACUUUCUUUACCGAAUUGACGGUGAUUAUGCAAAUAACGCGAGUUUUGACCUACGUUCUGCCCACGUGACCACAUCAAACGCGGUAUUUGCCAUCCGGGCUACAUUUACCGAGAGUUGUGAUUUGGACAGUUUUUCUGGGUGCGGUGGGUUACGUAAUCUCCAAGAUCCAUCUUGUGGUCGUUAUUUUGAAAGUAUAAACUACCCGGAGCACUAUAUUGGUGAUGUCACAUGUUCCUGGGACAUAGCGGUUUCGCAGGGAGCUUACGUCAUGUUGAACUUUGUGACCUUUGACCUACAGCCACCAGACAAUGACGAGCUGUGUUUGGAUUACGUCAGUGUUUUUACUGUACAUGAAGAAAGCUUGACAGAACUUGUCAGAUACUGUGGGUUCGGGGCGAAGACGUUAAUGGCGCCAAGUGAUAGAAUCCAUGUCAACUUUGUAUCAGAUUCCUCGGGUCAUUACCCAGGAUUCCGUGCUGUGAUAGAAGAAUGUGGUUGUGGAUGUGAUUUGACCGUGAGUGUAUCUGGCCAGUAUCUCCAGUCUCCAUCAACCGCAUUGGCUGUUAUAAACGACCCUAUGAUGUGUACAUGGCACCUACGGCUGUCUCGUGCUGAUAUCGAUCUUUAUGUCGUCUUGCUUCACUUAACAAAGGUAAAGCUAGACAACACCGAUAGUUGUCACAAUUUCAUCCUCGUGGAAGACGUAUCUGGUGGUGAGAAGAAGACACUGACGAAGAUAUGUGAUAUUUCUGACGUCACGCAACUUGGUUACCAGUCGUCCGGUCCUGAAAUGUUUAUCUCAUUCAAGAUAGUUUCCGGAGGCUUUCUUGAAAAUCAUUUCCAAGCUGUGCACCAGGAAGUCGCAAAAGUAAUGCAAUCUUGCAGUGAUAUCUUCGUCGACAGUGAGAACAUGACUGCUGUUUUGAAAGUUCCGCAGAAUUCUGGUCAGUAUGCAAAUUACAUGAACUGCACGUGGGAAAUUGAACUAAAUGUCACUGGUGAAUUGAGUUUCUACUUUGAAGAAUUCAGUCUGGAGCCAGAUAGUGUACAUACACAAAACUGCGUGCAUGAUUACAUUGAUAUAGUUGUAGAAGGACAAGGUGUCGGUCGUUAUUGUGGCGACAGUCUGAGGAAAGAAUUGUUGAUAAUCGAGUCCAGUAAGGCUACCAUACAUAUGUACACAGAUGCAACCGUUGUUGAUGUUGGUUUUACGUUGUACGUAGUAGAGAAUUACCACCACCCUGCAACAGACCCUUGCCUUGCUGAGCACGAAUGCUCGCACAUAUGUGUCAAAGACAACUAUGGCUAUCAUUGUGCAUGUCCAAACGGCUAUUUCAUCAGUGGGACGAAUAAACAUGUGUGUGAAAGUAUAUGUCUGAGAAUGUCUACCUCCUUUGCAUAUCCAAACUUAACGAAUAUGAACAAAGCAUGCGUGUUUAUAUUGGAGGUCAGGAAAAACUGGCACGAUGCCAAAGACGAAUGUUCUCAUCGUGGCAGCGACCUGUUCGAUCCUCGAACUGUUAAUGAUAUUGGUGAUUGGAUUGCUAAUCAGACUGACAUAAACGAGUUCUGGAUUGGUGAUACGACGAAUGACGUCACAAUAUGUUCAAUUUUAUCCUUUUCUGGUGAACCUCUACUUUCAAUCAAAUCAUGUGAAGAGAACUAUGCGUCGUUGUGCUAUUUACGUUAUCAGAGGAGUUCGUGUGAAGGUCGUCGAACGUUGACCGCCCCUUUCGGUAUAAUAGAAUCGUCAAUAUACUUUACGAAUACAUCUUGUAGUUGGUUAAUACAAGGGCUUGAAGGAAGUCAACUGAGAUUACUGUUCACCAAACUCAAACUACGAUGUGUAUCGAGCACAGUGUGUGUUGAUCACGUGACCGUAUAUGAUGGUAACACUGACUCAAACAUGAUUGGUCAGUAUUGUGGGAUGCUCGACUACGAAUUAGAAGUUGUGUCUACGUCAUCCAAUCUGUAUAUUGUGUUUGUCCCUGGUAUGUUCGACGAAGACCUCCAGCAUGGUGAUUACGGUUUCCAGGCGCUUUAUCAAUUGACAGAUGAUUCAGUUGGCGUGAGCACGUCGGGAUGUGGCGGACCGGGUUACGUUACCGGAAUGCGAGGAACAAUAACAUCUGGGGAAUACCUCUCAUACAGCCGUUGUCAGUGGACGAUACUUGGAGAAGUAGGAAAGUUCAUUUCUUUGAAAUUCAGGAAUUUUCACUUAGCAAAAACAGAAGGCAAGUGCAUAGACACGGUGAGCAUCUACUCCGGUUACCAUAGUGAUUACAGAGAGAUGGCUGGUGAAUUCUGUACCGAACAAGCUUUAACAAUAAUCAUAUCAGAACCAGUUGUUGUAAUCAGACUCAAAAGUGUGAGGGCGCCCGUCAAUAAGGAUGAGAAUAACAAUCAUGGACCUAAUAAUGACGAAGAUGAAGAGGAGGAAGAAGAUUUAGGACCUUAUCGUUUUGAUUUGGAUUAUGAAAUUGUUGAUUGUCCUGGUUGCGAUCACGUCUUAACAGAAUGUACUGACGUCAUUUCCUGCGAGUCUGAACAAUGUGGGAUGAUUGCAUUCACCAAUUAUAUCGAACAACUUCCGACGUCUUGGUAUUUGAUUGGUCCAAGGGGUAACUACGUCAAGAUUACUAUCCCGGCCGAACAAUUCCAGGUUGAACCUCGUGAUAACGGAGUUGGCUGCCAAACUGAUAUGCUGGAAUUUCUGGACGGAGAUUCAACCGGUGAAGUGAUUGGACAGUUCUGCAACAUCGACCCACCUCCCGAUAUAAUUUUAUCGAGCAAAAAUAAAAUGUUCAUCCGUUUCUUCACCGAGUGGGAAGAAUUUGAUAAGACAAUGUUCCUUUUGCAGUUUGAGUUUCUAGAAUACCAGUCGAGUGGAAAUCAGGGAGGUGGUGAAAUACGCAUAGGUGACUGCCCAGACAAUGAUUGGAGCUAUUACAAUGACAAAUGCUAUGUAUUCAUCCAAGAGGAUAAACCGUUAACCUGGAACCAGGCCGAGCAUCGCUGUGAUCAACGAAAUAAAGGCAGCCAUCUUAUUAGCAUUGGGGACAGGAAAGAAAUGAUAUUUAUACAUACAAUGUUAACUACAAAAUGGCUGAGUGAACUGCCGCAGAUAUACAUAGGAUUGACAGAUCGUGAACGAGAAGGAACAUACAGAUGGAGUGAUGGCAGUCCACUUAGUUAUGCUGACUGGGGCCUGAACGAGUACGGUACACAACAGCCAUCGGGUGGUAGUUAUGAAAACUGUGCCAUGAUAGAUUUAUCCAAUUACUAUUCAACAAGUCACUGGCAAGAUGUACCUUGUGCUUCAGAUAAGCUAUCUCAAUAUAUAUGUAAAACCGAAGCGAAUAUACAGGAAGAUUAUGACGUCACACAUGAGACCACAACUUUAUCUCUGGUUAACAAAGAGUGUGAAGAAUAUUGGUAUUUAUUUGGCGAGUUAUGUUACCGUCUUUAUAUGUCACCAGACACGGUAUCGCUGAAAAAUAGUCGUACAAUUUGCGAAGAAAAUGGCGGGGGCAUUGCAAUAAUGACAACACAACAGCUUAAAGACUUCACAGUGUUCAACAUAGAAUACGUGUGGACUUCAGAGAAAUUACGUCCGCGAUUCAUUGUAAUCGAGACGAUGCCAGAAGAUAUUAAUACUGAUGAGGACAAUUGUCAAAGCUGCUCAGGAGGCAAUGUUAUUUGUAUCAUGAUGGAUGAGAAACAUAACUGGGAAAGAAUACCUUGUACCAAUGAUGGGCUCGGAGAGGGAGUUGGUGUGAUUUGUGAGAAAGCUACGAGAGAUCACGUGUACGUAGAUUGUGGUGAGGAAUAUCAUCAGUGUAACAAUGGAGAGUGCAUUUUACCAAUGAUGUCAUGUGAUGGUCACAUGGAUUGCAGGGACCAAUCAGACGAGAUGAACUGCGCAUACCCAUUGUGUGGAGCUGACCAGUUUACUUGCCAGAAUGGCGAAUGUCUCAAUCAGACUAAAGUGUGUGACCUUUACCAAGACUGCAUAGAUGGGUCGGACGAAGAUGAUGCAGUAUGUACCAUAACAGAUUGUCAAGGAUUCCGUUGUUAUGACGACCAGUGUAUUCCAUCAUUUGCUGUAUGUGAUGGCAUGAUUGAUUGCCAAGGUACAGUUGGUGAAGACGAAGACCAGGGCUGUGAAAUAUCACUGUGUAAUAAUAUCACUGAUCUUCGAUGUGCAAAUCAACACUGUACAGAUAGAAAGCAUUUAUGUAUCAAUGAUUACAACGAUAUAAAGUCACGUGACUAUCAGGUUGGAUGCCGGGAUGUCACCCAUCUUCGAUACUGUGAUGCCUUUUCGUGUCCGUUGAAUACACUGAAAUGUCCGAAUUCUUACUGUAUACCCCUGCGUUUACGAUGUAAUGGAGUUGCGGACUGUCCGCGUGGAGAAGACGAAUUAGAUUGCGACUCGUUCACGUGCCCUGGGGCUUAUAAAUGCUUCGAUGUGGACUAUUGUGUACCACUAUUACAGAGAUGUGAUGGAAUACAGCAAUGCAAAUAUGGGGACGAUGAACAGUUCUGUGAUAUUACCUGUCCAGAUGAAUGUGAAUGUCAAGGGUUUGUUGUGAUCUGUCACAUUAGCUAUGGCUCGACUAUACCACAUAAUAUUCCAGACAAUGUCAGAAAACUGGCUAUCGGCGAUAUGAUGUCUCGAAGAAAAAGUGGAGUAAAAACUGUUGCCAAUGUGACAUAUAUUACAUUAAGACACGGCGAUUUUAUGAACUAUCACUUUCUUGGUGAAUUGGAUAUGUCACAUACUGGUAUUGAGUAUAUACCAGCUGGGAUAUUCUCAAAUUUAAGUAAUUUGUAUCAUCUAGAUGUAAGCCAUAAUAAUAUCGAGAUUAUAUAUAGUUAUACAUUUACUGGGUUACAUCAACUAAAAUCACUGCGUUUGCGUGGAAAUCCGCUAAAGGUAAUUGAAGACGUUGCUUUUGUCGGACUUGACAAUCUACCAAUUCUUGAUCUAGGGAGUCUUCAGUUACAAACCUUAACAAACAACGUAUUUAUUGGACUCGAUGCUCUGAGGAUACUUAAUAUUUCCGAUAAUAAUAUUGUGGUUGGAGAAGAGUCGAAUUUCUUUUAUCUUCUCGACAAUAUGAACACACUAUACUCAGAUAAAUACUCGUUUUGUUGCCUUGCCAACCGGAAGCAGGCAAACACGCCACUUUUAGAAUGCACUCCACCCCCUGACGAGUUCUCGUCUUGUAGAGAUCUGAUGGCGAAUUCUGUGCUCCGUAGCUGUAUGUGGAUAUUGGGAUUUUCUGCGCUCAUUGGCAAUCUGUUUGUAAUAAUAUGGAGACUAAAGUCAAAAGAAGCGAACCAAGUUCACGCAUUUCUCAUCCUGAAUUUAGGAUUUGCCGAUUUCCUAAUGGGGGUGUAUAUGAUUAUUAUAGCGUCUGUUGAUAUGUAUUACCGUGGUAUCUACAUUGUGUAUGACGAAAUGUGGCGGCAUAGCGCCCUCUGUCAAACCGCCGGCUUUCUUUCUACGGUAUCCAGUGAAGUUUCUGUGUUCACGCUGACCGUCAUCACUGCGGAUCGCUUCUUUUCUCUGGUGUUUCCGCUGCGUAUUCGACGUCUGACUGCAAAACGAGCAAAGAUAAUCUGUACAAUAGGUUGGGUGAUUAUCAUAACCGCUGCUUUUAUACCAAUUACACCCAUCCCUUAUUUUAACGGUGAAUUCUACGCACGGGCAGGAGUAUGUCUCUCACUUCAACUUACUCACAAAAAGCCACCAGGAUGGCAAUACUCCGUGACAAUUUUUCAAAUCAUUAAUCUUGUGUCCUUUAUAUUCAUUUUCAUCGCUUAUAUAAUUAUAUUCAACGUCAUAAAACAAUCGACAAGAGCUGAGUUCAUAUUCCCAGUGAGGUGUUUGCAUGGACGGCUGUGUUCAUACUGCCAUUAA
Saccoglossus kowalevskii is the source of this 6906-nucleotide messenger RNA. RefSeq lists its product as uncharacterized. Gene Ontology annotation, cellular component: plasma membrane. The record is from RefSeq and is a predicted model, not a curated record. Gene Ontology annotation, biological process: activation of adenylate cyclase activity; hormone-mediated signaling pathway; adenylate cyclase-activating G protein-coupled receptor signaling pathway. Lineage: Eukaryota; Metazoa; Hemichordata; Enteropneusta; Harrimaniidae. Gene Ontology annotation, molecular function: G protein-coupled peptide receptor activity; protein binding.